UAGUAGAGGUAAGAGGAGGAGUCUGUUUGUUGACAUCGGACGAAAACGAAAAUCAGAUGAGUGAAGAUUGGUGAUAGAAACUCAUCUUCUCGCCCUUAUCAAGACACCUAACCUUGGCGAAAGCUAAGGUCACCUGCACUGCCCUGUCAUAGAUCUGAGGCGGACAAGAAGAGGCGAACAUGGCAGCCAAAGCAGGAGACAACCCUGACAGCCUCAUGACUCUGGCAACAGUGUUUUGCCUGAGGAACCUCAGGAAGACCAUGUGUUAUCAGGGGUCCAGAAACAAACUCCAACUGCGCUCAGACAUCUUCCUUCCAAGUGAAAUAUGUGACAAGUUGGUCAACACGUAUAUGGAGUUGGUCCACACAGAUAGUAACUUUGAACCAGAAGAGAGCUUCUUCCAACUUUUCUCAGAUCCUCGAAGCACGAGACUAACCAGGGUACAGCUGAGAGAAGACUUUGUACGUGACAGAGAUUUGGAAGCUAUUAAAAAACAGGACCUGAUCGAGCUCCACCUCACCUAUUGCAACAGUCUGUCAUCGCGCAGUUUGAAGACACUCACCAGCUUCCGUGAGACUUUGGUGUCUCUAUGUCUCUUCAGCUGCAGCAACAUCUUUUACAGACAGGGCGGUGCCCCACUGGCCUGUAAUGAAGACACGGAAGAUGAUGAAGAGGAAAGCCCUGCUUCUAGGCAAGCAUUAGACACAAACUUUAGCUUCCAGGGCUUUAACCGCCUCAGGUUGCUCAAUCUGGGGGGUCUAUCUGAUGAGGUGGAUGCCGAGACCCUGCUCAAACCCCUGAGGUCACUCACAUCAUUAGAUCUGUCUAAUGUACAGUUGCUGGGAACAACGUUUCUCACCCAGUGGAAAGACAGACUGGCCUCUCUUGUUCUCUACAAUGUGGACCUGUCAGAGGAGCUGGUCAGUACGGUGGUGGAGCUUGUAAAUCUCAGGCAUCUGGACAUCUCAAGAGAGAGCAGGCGGACCUCAAAAUUUAAGAUGACCAGGAAAAUCCUCACAGCCAUUGUACAACGGCUGCUCAAUCUGGUGUCUCUGGACAUCUCAGGGCACAUUAUGCUAGACAACUGCACAGUUCCACAUUUUGAAGAAGCUAUGGGCCGACCAAGCAUUGAGCCCUGUAAGAGCAGCAUCUACCCCUUCCAGGAGCUGAAGAGGCCUCUGCAGUUUCUGGGUUUAUAUGACACCACCCUCUGUAAUGUGAUGCACAUCCCUGCAUAUAAGGUGACUGGAUCAAAGAAUGAAGACCAGGUGCUCAAUGCCAUUGAGGCUUACACAGAGUUUCGGCCUGAACUGGCCCACAGAGCCAUCAAUCAGUUGUUUGACAUCGCCAGGAUACAACACUGUGGCCAGCUGCUCCGAGCUUUACAACUUGUCAUUGCAGCACUGAAGUGUCAUAAAUAUGAUAAGAGUAUCCAAGUGACAGGCAGCGCUGCUCUCUUCUACCUUACCAACACGGAAUACCGCAGUGACCAGAGUGUGCGGUUGCGCCGGGAGGUCAUUGAAGUAGUGCUGAACGGGAUGGAGCAGUACCAGGAGGUUACUGUCCAAAGGAACUGCUGCCUGACUCUGUGUAACUUCAGUAUCCCUGAGGAACUGGAGUUCCAGUAUAGUCGGGUCAACCAGCUGCUGCUGAAAAUCCUGGAGCCAGCCAGGCAGGACGAGUCCAUCCAGAGAAUCGCUGUUCACCUCUGCAAUGCUUUGGUGUGUCAGGUGGACAACCAUCACAAGGAGGCUGUGGGCAAGAUGGGAUUUGUCAAGACCAUGUUGAAUUUAAUUCAGAAGAAACUUCAGGACAGAAUGUGUGACCAGGUGAUGGAGUUUUCCUGGAGUGCUCUGUGGAACAUCACCGAUGAGACUCCAGACAACUGUCAAAUGUUCCUCAAUUGUCGGGGCAUGAGUCUCUUUCUCGAGUGUCUACAGGAGUUUCCAGACAAGCAGGAGCUGCACCGCAACAUGUUGGGGCUUUUGGGAAAUGUUGCAGAGGUCAAGGCUCUGAGGCCACAGCUGCUCACCCCACAGUUCAUCACUGUAUUCAGUAACCUGCUAGACAGUAAGGCAGAUGGGAUCGAAGUAUCGUAUAACGCAUGUGGCGUCCUUUCACACAUUAUGUUUGAUGGGCCAGACGUUUGGUCUAUGGAGGAGCCACGAAGAGAUGCCGUGAUGGACAAAAUGUGGGAUGCCAUCCAGAGCUGGGAUGUCAGUUCUCGCCGCAACAUCAACUACAGGUCAUUCGAGCCCAUCCUGCGGCUGCUGCCUCAGAGCAUCUCCCCUGUCAGUCAGCACUGGGCCACAUGGGCUCUCUACAAUCUGGUGUCAGUUUACCCAAGCAAGUAUUGUCCAUUGCUGAUAAAGGAAGGAGGAGUUGGUCUUCUGGAGAAAGUUUUGGAGCUGGAGAGCUCACAGCCUGAGACCAAGGAGAUGGCCAGGAAAGUCAUGGAGCAGUGUGAAAACUUCAAAGAAGAUCCCAUGGAAACAAAUCAUGGACAGGAGGUAAACUAUGAACAAAGGGGUUGACAUCACCAGAGCUGCGAUUCCCUGCAAACAUUGAGCAAAGCAACCUGAGGCCCCUCCUACUGUCAUCACCACAAGGGUCAAAUUGUGUGCAUUAUUAUGAUUAUUAUUAUUAUGAUUAUUAUUAUUUUGUAGAGCAGAUCUGUGUCUCUGACCCUCUUCACAACAGUUUGGAAAGAACCUUAAUAUAUGACACAUAGGAGUUAAGAUGUGGUGCAUGGUGUUUUUAUUGUGAGGGUGCUUGUCUUUGCUCACAUAAGCAUCUCUUCAGUUGGGACAGGUUUGUGGGGUGAGUGACUGUUUUCUGUCUGUGUGUGGUGUGUGUGUGAGAGAGUGUCAAAGAAUUAUGACAGAACAAACAGUCGGAGUGAUGCUUGAUUCUCAGUGAAAGGAAACAAAAGCCCUCCCCAGCUCACUACCAUUAACUGUAUAAGAUGAAUGAAAGGCUGAAGGCCGUGUAGUCUCCUGCUCCACCAUCAGAGGUCUCAGCUCUCACACUGCUUGUGGAAGCCACUGAGCUGUGGACACAUGUACAGUGAAUAUUAGCCAUUAUGUGUGUAGGCAGCAGAGAAGCAUCACACUGAUGUUGACAGGAGGGAUGUCCUCCCAGACAUUGUGGCACAAUGAUGGACUUCUUUGUUAUAUAUGUAAAUACUCUCUGUUUGUUUCAUCCUUUUACUGUGUGUAUGUUUUAUAAUAUAACUGUAAACACUCAUGACUUUACUCCGUAUUUAAAUUUGUUUUCUGACACAUGGUCAGCGCUAAGAAAAUAUAAGACAGAAAACCCAAUUAUUCAAGUGUAGUCCAGUCCAGUCCUAGAUACCUACUGUUCCUCAAAGGAUCAUUCUGCUUUUUUCAACCUUGUUUUUGUUUUUCAUUAUCUGGCAGUUUUAAUUUCUCUUACAUUUGACAGUAGAUGCAGUGCUGAGCAUGAGCAUCAGAUGUAACAUCUCUGUGCCAGCAAAUGCUACAGAAAAACUAACUUGUGCAUCAUGGAAGAUUGCAGAAUUGAGGAUGAGAACUGGUAAAUUGCAAAACAUUUUUAAAUGAGUUUGCAUCCUUAAGGAGCUAUUAAUUUUGAAGGAGUCCAGGUGGAGUCUUAAAGGGGGUACAGAAAAUGGAUGGCUGAGUGGUAGAAAUUACAAAAGAAGCACUCUUUAGCAAACAAUUAGUCCUUGGAAGUCUUACACACUUGUGCUACAUGCAAGUGUAUUUCCUGCUAUAGCAAACAGUAAAUCAUGUCUCUUGACCCACUUAACCCAGUACUGCUGUAAUGAAUGAUUAUUUCCAUUGUCAAUAAGUCUCAUAUUUAUUUGCCAGGUUCAUAAUUUUAUGUGUCUUCUAUAAAAUGUCAGAGCAUUUCUCUUUACAGAAGGUUAUAUAUCUAAAUUUGUGUCAUAAUCAAAUUCAUUUAAUUCGUUCACAGAACUGAGGAAGAUCAUCAAAUCCACACAACUGUAAACUGAAAAUGAAAAAUGGGCUUUUUUGGUACAGAUGACAAAGAAUUCAUCAAUUAUGAAACAAGACCUGAAUAUUUACAAAAUUGGAAACUUUACUUCAUAUUCUUCGUAUAUUCUUAUACAUGUGGGGCAUAAAUGAUUGAUGAAAGAAUGAGCACCAGACUAGCAUAUGUAUUAUCUUUCACAUCUUCGGUAAUGUUAAUUUCAUCAAUCAGUCGCGUGUGUUCCAUUUUUCUGUCUCACUUUAACACACUUAAACAUUUGUGGUACAAUAUUAUACUGAAGUUUUAGAAAUGCUGGCCCUCAUUGCUGUAAUCACUUAGAUGCACGUACACCACAGCGUAGCCUGAUUCAGUGUCACAUCUGAAUAUACAAUAUGAAUGUAAAACCAUUUGGGUGUAAGCAUUUAUUAAAUAUAAGAGGUUCUCAUGGAACAAUGGAGUAGUUAAAACAAUUUGAGAGAAGAAAACCUACCAUCUAGGCCUGACAUUUAAACCAAGCUAAUUGUCAUUUGUUGUUAAAUAUAUAUGAAUUUUAUCCACCUGUAUGACUUCUGACAGCAUCCUGAUUUCUUUAUUAUUCCCUCUCCAGUGUUUUGCUCCUGAUGUUGUCAGAUAAGAAGUCAGAUAAUAACAAAAACAAGGCUGAAAGAAUCAAUUAUCCUUUAAUAAAGGCUGAAAAAGGCUUUUAUUUUUACUGUCAGUCAGUCAACAUGCUGCUAAAGUAACUGCUUCACUUAAAUCUAACACUUUUUAUAAUCUUAAAAGCUAGAAGGGGAAAUAAAAUGGAGCAUUUCUGGAUCACACAGAUGAGUUUCAUUCAAAACAGGGGAGGAAGGUGUUGGACAGGCUCGGUUUUUGACCAUAGAUACAUUAGAAUCUGAUCUGUGAUUGGACUGAAGGUGUUACCUUGCAGGAUCUGUUGUCACUCAACGCUAUCACAUCUCUCACCCACACUUGGAACAACUUGUUGGCGUAAAUUGACUUCUGUCUUAACCCAAACCCAUGUCUGUUUGUUCAUUGACUCUUGGGAGUCUGAGGCGCACAGCGGAGUUGUUUGGUGAACAGACAUAAAUAAGCAGAGUUAUGUUUAUAUUCAGGUUUGUUGAUUGAAUUCAUGUCCUGAUAAAUAUUUUUAAAGACAAAAAAUUAGUAAGUAGCCAAAAACUAGGAACACAGGAAAUUUCUCUCUUGAGAUGAUGUGUCAUUUGGCUAUUUAAUGCAAUAUGUCUACUAUAUUCAAUAGAUAAAGCUGAAUUUUAUGUUUUUACAACUUGUUUUAAUACUUUGAUUCUGAGCUGUGUCAGGGACCUUAAAGUUACUGCAGGUAACUGUAAAAUUUAGAAUAGAAGGCCAGCAAAUGAAUGUGUAGAAGGAGAAUGACUAAUGAUUAAUCUGAAAGUGAAUUGUGCACUGGAUCUUUUCUCAAAUUAUCAAAAAUUUCGUUUAAUUUAAGUGCAAAAAAAAAAACAGGAAAAAUUCCAUGUAUGAGCAGGCAGUCAGUAGAAAACAUGAGAACAUUCACUUUUAAGAAGAACUCAAAAAAAGCAGGAAAUACUCACAAACAAUGACUUCAUUCUCUUACCAACAUACAUUUUAAUCCGGUCACUGUUGAUUAUGCAUAUGCACAUAUGUUUAAAUCACCGUUAAAGGUAUAAAAUAUGAAUAAAGACACUCCCUCUGCACUGUUGAAUGUAGCACAGAAUGAUGAAUGAUAAAUGUUGGUGAUGGGUUAGAGCGGGUUCAACUCCACAUACAACAAAAUAUUAGCAAAGCACAGGAUUCUUUACACUCCUGAUUUUAAUUGCACAACCCUGUCAUUUGUGAAAGAACAUGCAGCACCAGUUAUAUUCCAUCACAAUGUUCACGUUUUCCCCCUUGAACUGUAACACGUGUUAGUUUAGGUGAAUCAGGUCGGACGUUCUCACGCUGUAUGUAGCACCACAGUGUGAGGUUCCUGAAAUGACAUCAUAAUAAGGAUUAUGUGGAUUCAUGAGUGGGUUUACUAAGCUAUUUCAUAUCAGUUGGGUUUACUUACUGAUUGAUUUUCUGCUUCUCAUGUACAGUUUUUCUUUGAGUGAUUUACAGGAACCUGGCGUUGGUAAAAAUGAAAAGCUUUAUCAGAAACUCACUAAAUAUUUUGUCUGGACUUGAAAUGUAUGGAUUUUCAGAGCGUUUAUCACAAUUUCAUGAGUGGUCAAAACACUUGUAAGACUUAAAUCACUUAUUUCUGAGGAAUUCUUGGUGUUUGCUGAAUGAUUCUGGUAGCAGAGGUGUGCAAUGCUCUCUAGAGAAAUAUGUUGGACAUUUUCAACUUCACUUAAUCUCUUUAAUUUGAAGUCAUUCUAUCAAGAUGUUUCUAAUUCUGAUUUCCAGGAAAAGCUAUUUGCAAAUAUUACAAGCUGAAAAAAGCUACUGUUGAGGGUUGACUGUUUAUUAUUUAUAAAGUGCUGAAAUUAAAAGUGAAAUACUGCCUCUGGACAACUGCUGUGUCACAAAAUGUUUCAGAUUUCAUCUAAUAAUGUCAUGCUUUGGAGCCUGUCGACAUUCUGUAAUUCCUUUCUCUUUUUUUGGUAAUUGUUAAUAAGUGUACUCCAAUUUUGAGUCAAAAACAUCUGAUCCAAAUGGUAUGGAGUUCAGUUUUUCAUGAUCUAAAUAGUACCAGGCCAUUUAGUAUGAAUAAGCAAUAAAGAUGGAGUGGUAAAAUGGG
Sphaeramia orbicularis (orbiculate cardinalfish) is the source of this 6700-nucleotide messenger RNA. RefSeq names its product zyg-11 related, cell cycle regulator (gene zer1). The transcript is spliced from 16 exons. The record is from RefSeq and is a predicted model, not a curated record. Gene Ontology annotation, molecular function: protein binding. Lineage: Eukaryota; Metazoa; Chordata; Actinopteri; Kurtiformes; Apogonidae. Gene Ontology annotation, cellular component: Cul2-RING ubiquitin ligase complex. The coding region runs from base 180 to 2534 and encodes 784 amino acids.